UAUAUAAAAAUAAAGAAGCCCAACCCAAAUAUAAAAGGAAAACCCUAAUGCACUCUCCCUUUGAACGGUCACACAGAGAACAGAUUUAGGCCUCCCUCACUCCUUCACCGCACCUAAGCCAGAACCAGAGCUCUUCUCUUUCUCUGCCGCCAUGGGUAAGACACGUGGUACGGUAGCUGGCCGCAAGCUGAAGAGCCACCGUAUCAAGCAAAGGUGGGCUGACAAAUCGUACAAGAAGUCUCACCUUGGUAACGAAUGGAAGAAGCCAUUUGCCGGUUCCUCCCACGCAAAGGGCAUUGUCCUUGAGAAGAUCGGUAUCGAAGCUAAGCAGCCUAACUCUGCUAUUAGAAAGUGCGCUAGAGUUCAACUUAUUAAAAAUGGCAAGAAGAUUGCUGCCUUCGUCCCCAACGAUGGUUGCUUAAACUACAUCGAAGAGAAUGAUGAGGUUUUGAUUGCCGGAUUCGGAAGAAAGGGUCAUGCUGUGGGAGAUAUUCCCGGAGUUAGGUUCAAGGUUGUGAAAGUCUCUGGAGUGUCUCUCUUGGCUCUUUUCAAGGAGAAGAAGGAGAAGCCUAGAUCCUAAGUUAUCAUAGAUGUUUUUAACCCAAAAAUCGUAGUUGUUGUUCUAGUUAUCUGAUGAAAUUGUGUGAUGAAUUUUUGAUAUAUGGUUGUUGGGUUGAAUUCAGUAAUGCCCCUUUUUUGAGUCGUUUGUUUAUCCAGUUACAUGUGCUUUAUGAUUAUGUUCUCAUUCAUUA
Molecule: messenger RNA, 752 nt
Organism: Humulus lupulus (European hop)
Lineage: Eukaryota; Viridiplantae; Streptophyta; Magnoliopsida; Rosales; Cannabaceae
Product: small ribosomal subunit protein uS12
Exons: 4
Coding region: 152-580 (142 amino acids)
Biological process (GO): translation
Cellular component (GO): ribosome; cytosolic small ribosomal subunit
Molecular function (GO): structural constituent of ribosome
Source: RefSeq, a predicted model, not a curated record